AUGCGAUUUUUUGCUGAGUUAUGUGCUGCGGUGAUCGCACUUAUUUUCUCGGGGUGUUCGAGUUCGUCGACCACAACCAUUACUCCUGCCCCACCGACCACUAUUCCUUCCUCGAAUGACUCAGCGUCUAAGACUGCAACUACGACAUCGCCUCUAUCUAAGGGGGAGGUUGCCAUUUCUAACGGUCCCAUAUCGGGAAUCAACAUCGCUAAGAAUACGACUAAACAACAGCCUAUUGUCCAAGAUGUUGAAGUCUUCUAUGGUAUCCCCUUCGCCAAGUCCCCUGUUGGUGACCUUCGAUUUCGGGCCCCUCAACAGUUUGACGAGCACUGGACAACUGUUAAAAAGAUGGAUACUAAACAGAGUCAGUGCCCGGAUAAGUACGGCCGUGGUGAUGAAGACUGCCUUUACCUCAAUGUGUGGCGACCUGCCAAUGCAACGCUUGGUUCGAAGCUCCCAGUUAUGGCUUGGAUCUUCGGUGGUGGUUUCGUGGAUGGCAACGCGGCUUCAUCAGACUAUGAUGGAAGUGCAUUAGCCUCUCAGCAUAAUGUCGUUGUUGUGACUAUGAACUACCGUUUGGGUGAUUUGGGUUAUUUCGCAUCGCCUGCUUCCUUCAAUGAAGAAGGGACGACCGGCAAUUGGGGACAAUUGGAUCAGCAAUUGGCCCUAAAGUGGAUACAGAAGAACAUCGAGGCAUUUGGUGGCGACAAGGAUAGAGUUCUGCUAUUUGGUGAAUCUGCUGGGGCCUUCAGUGUAGUCUGGCAUAUAGCUGCACCUAGCAGCGCCGGCUUAUUCCAUUCGGCUGUUCUCGAGUCUAGUACAAGUCACACUGACAUAUUCUUCCAACAGCCCCAAGAUGCCUACCGCUAUUACGAUUGGGUGGCCAAGGAACUUGUCGGCUGCAAAGACGCUAAUGAUAUGGACUGCCUCCGUCACGUUGAUGCGUCGAAGUUCACACUCCCAAAGAACGUGAGAUUUGACCCCAACCAGUGUCCCGAGUGGGGAUCUCCCAUUUUCCCGAUGAUGCCAGUUGGGCCAUGUAUCGACGGAAAGAUCCUUCCUGAUGUGCCGCUGAACAUGGUUAAGAAGGGCGACUUUAAUAAGGUCCCUACUAUUGUUGGCACCAAUCGUGAUGAAGGCACUGCCUUUGUUGCUGGUCUCUCUGGAGUAGUCCCUGGUGUCCCGCGACAACCCGAUAUGGAUGAUGUUCGCACAUUGCUCUUCUACAUGUUGCAAAGUGAAGAGGCUGUCGACGAGGCUCUGGCGGCUUAUCCUGUGGCAGAUUAUACUACCACUUAUGGUACGGAGAGUCAAGGUUUUGAGUUGGCCUCGGAGAUGAUUCGGGAUGCUAUCUUCCACUGUCCCAGUCAAGAGUUGGCCCAGGCUAUUUCUGAUAAUGGUGGUGAUGCGUAUAUGUACCUUUUCAAUAUGGACCCUAUCUUCCCCAAGUGGGUUGACAAGAUCAACACUGGCAAUCGUCCAAUGUUUGGUUUCGGUAACUUCACCCCUGAGCAAAUGGGCACCUUCCAUUCCUCAGAGAUCCCUUUUGUCUUUAAGCGAUUUGAAGAUCACGGUGUGACGGUGAAGGAACCUAACAUGUACGAAGUAUACAUGGGCCAUCCUCCGCGACAACCCGGUGAUGUUUACCACCAAGUCUCCGAUAAGAUGUCCUGCAUGUGGGCGAGUAUGGCUGCAAGUGGCAAGCCUGUUGGAGGUGAUGUUGUUUGUCCGCCUCAGCCUCAUCUACCCAACUGGGGGACAUAUAUGGCUAACUCCAAGAACUCACUUGGUCAGUACUUGCAUCUUGGUCGUGAUGUACAGAUGGAGCCUUUGGUAAAGGAUAACGCUUACCCUCACUCGGAGUUCGCCAGCAAAGACGUGUGUGAAUUCUGGAACGCUCAGCAGUUCAGGUUCCAUGAUUUGCGUAGCGAUCUAACAAACACUACUACUGCUGAUGAAAAACGAGUCAUCAUGGUAUAG
Messenger RNA from Perkinsus marinus ATCC 50983, 1980 nucleotides. RefSeq names its product Acetylcholinesterase 1 precursor, putative. The coding region runs from base 1 to 1980 and encodes 659 amino acids. The record is from RefSeq and is a predicted model, not a curated record. Lineage: Eukaryota; Perkinsozoa; Perkinsida; Perkinsidae. The transcript has a single exon. Gene Ontology annotation, molecular function: cholinesterase activity.